Girardinichthys multiradiatus is the source of this 2518-nucleotide messenger RNA. RefSeq lists its product as uncharacterized. The record is from RefSeq and is a predicted model, not a curated record. The transcript is spliced from 8 exons. Bases 401 to 2518 code for a protein of 705 amino acids. NCBI's taxonomy places the organism in Eukaryota, Metazoa, Chordata, Actinopteri, Cyprinodontiformes, Goodeidae.
UUGGGGUCGGGGCUUGUAUUUUCAGGAAACAUUUCGUGGAGUCGCCAUUUUAGAGAGCAUUCGAACCGUGACUGACCAAACAGUUGUUUGCGUGUGCCUGCAAGAAGAGCAGAUUUUGAACGAGCUUUUAAAACAACACGUUUGCUAUCGUUUCCAGUGGAUGUAAGUACAUUCUAAUUUGCUGUUUUUCAGUUGUUUUUGCUUAAAAUCGUCGAAGUGCUGCGAGCGAAUGACUACACACUGAUUGUUGUUUAAGACUCUGAAUCUGUCUGAUUACAAUGAAUUGACGUCUGUUUGCUGUGUAAAGUUGCCUUGAUGCAACGUUUUAUUUGUUAGAAAUGCUUUGUGACUCACAUACACUGUCCCCCCGUUUUGUUUUCUAUUUUGUUCUGUUUAGACCAUGUCUGAGAAGAGGGAGGUCAAGUGCCCCAUGUGCAACUGCACAUACUUGAACAUUGCCCGGCACUUCAAGGCGGCUCACAGAUGCGCAAAUUUAAAAGAGAGGUCCAUCUUGGUGAAGUGGGCAACAGGACAUAUCAAUAUUCGUUCCUGCCCAUGUCCUGUGCUGGGCUGUAAGUACAACCCUGGCCACCACCUGGAUAGACACAUUACAAACACACACAGUGAGCUGUCUGACACCCACAAAGAGGAGAUGCUGGCCCGUGCCAGGACGGUCCAGGCAAGGCUCCUGCUGGGGGAGCUGCGCGCGUCAAUGAGCACUCCAGCCAUGGUCUCAGACUUUGACAAGAGGGAGCUGGAAGACCUGUACGCGCCGGCUGGACAGGUGGUGGAGCAGCAGCAGCCUAGUUCCACUCGAGACCCGGUGUGCUGCAGUGCUGCCUGCGCAGAACAUUUGAAAAGCUACAAAUCUGAGCUGGACACCAUGGCAAAGAUCAGGGUGGACCUGGAGUCUAGGUUGGAGCAGCAGCAGCAGACGAUAACCACUUUAAAAAGAUUUGUGGCCAGUCUUAGGAGGCAGCACGCUCCCACUGCUCAAAAGGUUAAGAGAAAGAGGACUGAGGUGGAGGAGGCAUCCACCAGCUGCCAAUUGGAGCCGCAGUCCGGUGGAGAAACACAGGUCACUGAAGAGCAGGAGACCACCACCUCAGCUGCACCAUCCAACCUCCCCACCCCGAAGGAGGUGAUCCAGAUCCCUGGAGCGAAAGAGCAGAUUGUGUUGCCAACUCAUGCGAUAGGAGCAGAGGAGGAAAAAGAGACUGCGGGCCCAGCAUCCUUCUCUUGGUCAGCUGGAACAGGAAAGGGCAACUUGAUGAGGCGCAUAAUCCUGCCAGAAUCUAUGGCAAUGUCCCACCACCUCAAGCGCUCCCAUAGGGUGACGAACCUGCAGGAGAGGGAAAUCUUGCUUAAGCAGGCCUCUGGAAGAGUAAAUAUUAGGAAUAUACCAUGUCCUGUGUCCGGCUGCACCUACAAUAAGGGCAGGUGUGACAAACACCUGCGUACAGGCCAUCCAGAGCUGACGGACACAAUAAGGACAACCUACAUUGAUGUGGCGAAAGAGAAGAAGACAAAGCAGCUGCUCAUGGAGCUGAGGGCAACGAACCCGGUUCCUCCAAUGGCUUCUGCCCUUGAUCUGGGGAGCGAGGAUGAGGAAGGGGCUGAUGUCGGGUCCCCUUACGCAGCCCCCAGCUUCGACUGUGGCGGCUGCCGCUCUUUAGCAUUGGAGAACGAGGUUCUCAAAAACGAGCUGGCCAAGCUUCGGUCCAGCUCCAAAGCUCUCCACAAGCGCCUCAGGAGGGUAUUAAAGGGGAAGGGCUUGUCUGCCUCAGAUGUUGCUGGGGUAUCAGAGGAUGAGGAGGAGGGGGACGCUGGGCCCUCAUCCUCAGGUUUAUCAUUAACAUCCCAGGCAGUGUCCCCAGCUUCAUCUAAGUCUGCAGGGGCUCAGUCUUCCUCCCAUGCCAUGUCCCGAGCUACCACCAAGGCUGCAGGGGCUCAGUCUUCCUCCCAGGCGGACCUGCCCAACAGAUUUUUGACUUUCCCCAAAUCUAUCGAGCAGUACAUUGGGGUAUAUCAACGUUUUUUGGAGGGAGCUUGCCCCUCCAAAAAACAAAUUGAAAAUUCCUUCUCCUGGGUGUCCAGGGUGAGGGCAUUUUUAAAUUACAUGGCCCUGGGGAACUCAGAGGUGAACAGCUGGCUGUUCUUGAGUGAUACGCUGAAGAUCCAAAACUGGACCGCACAACUUCUGAAGGCUGGGAAGAAAAUAACAACGGUUAUGUUUUACUUGAGGAAUGUUUAUCAGUUCCUUCAGUAUUUCAAAGAUACUCCACCCCAACGUAGCCGUAUGUCCAAGUCACAAGUGAUUGGUUCCAUUCGCAUGGUGCGCUCCUGCAUGAGGCACAUGCAAGCGAAGGUAACCCUUCAUCAGAUCAGUGUGAAGUCAGCCAAAGAGAAGCGGGCCAUCUCCCAGGAGGUCCUUGCCGCCUACAGGCAGCAGGCGAGGGAAAAAAUCCCACAGCUUCUGGGUGAGAAUCAGUCAUUUUUUUUACCCUUAAAUAGUUAG